Molecule: messenger RNA, 2936 nt
Organism: Toxotes jaculatrix (banded archerfish)
Lineage: Eukaryota; Metazoa; Chordata; Actinopteri; Toxotidae
Gene: rtkn2b
Product: rhotekin 2b
Exons: 14
Coding region: 180-1613 (477 amino acids)
Biological process (GO): actomyosin contractile ring assembly; signal transduction; septin ring organization
Cellular component (GO): actomyosin contractile ring
Source: RefSeq, a predicted model, not a curated record
CCUCUUGUAGUAAGGCUUAAGACUGUUUUGAUCUCUCUGUUGAGUAACUAACUGCUCUGUCUUCAGGUCCACUCGAACACUGUUGUAGUCAGCUGUAGGAUUAGUCAGUCCGCUCGCUGCCCUCCCUGCUGACUGCAUAGCGACUGGAGCAGACCUCUGAGGCACCGAACAGAAGGAACAUGAACAAUAACACCCAGGACAAAGAGGUGCUGGAGCAGAUUGAGAGGGAGGUGCGAAUGCGGGAGGGGGCCAGUAAGCUACUGGCAGCCUGUUCCCAGAGAGAGCAGGCCCUGGAGGCCGCAAAGAGCCUGCUAACCUGCAAUGCCCGCAUUCUGGCUCUGCUCAGCCAACUCCAGGAGAUGAGGAAAGCCCAGAUCCUGCAGAGAGUGGGAUGCAGGACACCUGAAGAUGUAGUGCCAUGCACGGGAAAAGUAGCCCUUUCAGACCUGCGAAUCCCACUCAUGUGGAAAGACUCAGAGUACUUCAAAAACAAAGGAGAGCUUCAUCGCUGUGCCGUGUUCUGCCUGCUUCAGUGUGGCACAGAGAUCUAUGACACUGAUCUGGUGAUGGUAGACAGGACUUUAACUGACAUCUGUUUUGAAGACACUAUCAUAUUCAAUGAGGUAGGUCCUGGCUUUCAGCUUCGUGUUGAGCUGUACAGCAGUUGUGUGGUUGAGGAUUUCUUCCCAGGGGCUCUAGGACCCAGGAGAAUGAGCCGCCUCGGGGGCUCUCUGGGAUGCUCCUCUGGGAAAAAGAUCCGUGCUGCCUUUGAGUCUGCAACUGGUUGUGGAUCCAGUGGAGGAGAUGGAGGACCUGGAAAUGUGUCCCUGUCUGAUCUGUCUGCACUGGGACCAAAGUACAACCUGCUGGCUCACACAACACUGAGGAUCGAACAUGUGCAGGAAGGUUUCAAGACGCAUGAUUUAUCUCUAGCAGCAGCAGAGGAUAGUGUGUUCUGGUUGCCUCUGUAUGGAAAUAUGUGCUGUCGCUUAGCUGCUCAACCUCUGUGCAUGAUGCAGCCAGUCAUAAGUGGUCAACUCAAGGUUAAGCUUGGAGAGGAUCUUAAUUGCUGGGAAAAUGUCUAUGGCGUCCUCAGGGGGCAAAGUCUUCUCUGCUUUCAGAGUCAAGAAGACCUGGAGUCUGAGGACAACCCAUUACUUGUAAUCCCUAUUAAAAAGGAUACUAGUGUCGGAACAUUCGAGGGACAUGCUGUCCAUUCCCCCAGUAUCUACAUCAGUACGCAGUGUCAAGGAGAAGAUGUAGCCUGCACGCUGAUCACGCCCAUGCCUGGAGACACACAGCGCUGGACCGAGGCCCUCUGGCAGCACAUCUAUAACAUGAGACAGUGGAAGCAGUGUUGCAGUCACCUCCUGAAGAUUGAAAGGCCAAACCCCAGGAAAUCCAUCACAGUGAAGCAGGGAUCACUAUACCAUGAAAUAGUCACACCCUCGCCUCCCAGAGAGGGUCCUGUGGAUCCAGAUUUAUCUGUAGAGAUCCGCACUCUGCUUUCUUCCUACUACAAAGAAAGGAUGAUUCAUUUGUUUAUCAGACGUGGUGUGAAUGGAGAAAACUCAUGCGUCAUGGAACUCCCGCUGUCCGCUGAAGUAUUCUGACUGCAAUGGAGAGCGGAGGCAGCUAAAACUGUUGCAGCGUUGACCAGCAGCCACCUUGUCCAGCAGGGGGAGCACAUCUACGUGACGUAGCCGAGCUGCAAAGAGCUGUUUAGUCAGUGAGUGAACAGUAUAUUGAGCCAGAAAUGUAAUAUAACAUCAUUGUUAUGGUAUAUUACAUUGUGAUCAUGAUCAGUCCCUUGGUGACUGUAUUUGAACUUUUUUGGACAGUCUUGGACUUUUGUUGAACUCCUUAUGGACCAUUUUGGACUGUAUUUUGUAGCUGUGGUCCUGCUUCAGUGUGGCUCCUAUGUUUACUGCUUGUGUUUUCCUGUUGACGCACCUCUGUUGCCUUUUUUGGCCCAAGUAAAAAUCCCUGACUUUGGUCUAGUGCUGGUAACAAACACAUGCAAAUUACACAGGCAAAAGAGCCCUACAGUAUGUGUUGACAGUAUGUUAUGUUGACUUGGUGACUUGCAUUUCUGUCUGCUCAGACCACCUAACAAACAAUUUUCUGCCUUGUGGGCUGCGGUACCUGCUCAGAUCUCUACAAAAUGAAAACGUCACUCACACCUGUCGUAGGAAAACUAAGUGCUUUUUGAGAUAAACACGUGUGUUCAACAGUGGCGGGAUCAUGUGUCAUGUUUCAGACACACCAAACUUCCUUUUGUUCACACUUCAUCAUUGGCAGUGGCACUGACCAGCUCAUUACACUGUCUGCUGCUUUUAACAGGUUAAAGGGGACGAGAGGAGCUGAAGUGAUGUGAUUGCCAAUUAGGCCAUUACUAGAUUGUCAGAUUUCCAUAUAGUACUGCUAUAAUAGUAAUUGCCAUGUCUACAGAACGCUUUGUUUUCAGAGGAUGUGACUCAGUCAAGUUUUCUGUUCAUCAGUCUCUCAGAGGAUGAACUUUGAGUCAGUGCUUCAGUCAAUUCAGCUCAACUCGACAUGCGUCAUUGUGACUUCAAGUCUCUAUUCAAGUCUAUGACUCUUCUUUUUUUUUUUACUUAAACUGAGAUGAAACUGAGGAUUAUUGUGGACACAGAUGGAAAAUGACUGUAAUACAUGUGCUAUCUGUGCAGCUUGACCUGCUUUAGAUGUGCAAACCAUUUCUGCUGAACAGAGGUGAAAUCAAGUCAUUGUUACCUGAUCAAAGAAUCCAUUAACCAGGGUGAGAUGUUUGGAUGGAUAUGUGGCAAAAAUUCCAGCUGUGGCAUUCUUCCCCACCACAAUCAGCUCCCCAUGGCCAAAGUCCCAUAAUGCAUCUGGUGAAACAUUGGGCAAAUCACUCCAAAAAUAUUUUUUCCUUUAAUAAAAUUGAACUUUUU